UUUCAAUGCGUCUACAUCCUGAAAGUUGAUCACUAUUCACUACAAAGAUAUACAGACGUAUAGGAUCAGGUAGAAAAUAGGAUCAGGUACCAACAUUAGUAUGCAUUGAGAUGCAAGAGAAUGUAGCUCAUUCACUAAUCAGAUUAGCCUGGAUUUCGUCUCUGGGCUUGAAGCGUCUGAGCCUCGCUUAGCAACGGGUUGAUCUGGAAGUGCUUCAGUCAAACCUGACGAGAAACAUACCAACAGAAAGAGAUUUAUCAACUGAAGAUCAGUACAGGAGCCAUUCAUUUAACCAGUCAUUUAUAUCAAGCGAUUGACUGUCUGAUCUGAAGCCAAACCAUAUAAACGUCGUGUAGAUGAUCAUACCGAAUAACCUGCUCUGUAAAGAGGAUUUGUUUCAUCUGCUACAGGAAUUAAAACACCAUGUAACAUUUCCAUAAAAUGGCUUCGUAUGUGCUAUGGUCAGCUGUUGUUUGGACUCUCAGGGGUCUGUUUUGGACAUGGCGGUUUUUAUGGGUCAGCCCAUAUCACGCAAUAAAAUGUGCAUCGUGGCCACCGCCUGUGCCUGACACUAUUGAUAAACCUCAUUUACGACUGAACCCAGCAGUUGUAAAUUUAGAGACUGAGAGAAAAGGCAAACCAGAGAGCAGAGCUCAGCAUGAGCGCACCAGCGCCCUGCACAAGAGGCUUUUAAAAGCUGAAGGAGAGAUUCAGGAACUGAAGAUAGAGAUUUCCAAUCAGAGAGCAUCAUGGGAAAUGAGGUUUAUCGAACUGCAAAGAAGACAACAUGAUCUGAGAGACCAGUUGACCGCAGAGAUUCUGGUGAGGUCGGGAAUACUUUAUAAAGAUGCUGAUUCAGAAGAAGCAAGUGAGGUCUUCACAGAGUCUGGCAUGGAGAACGGACUCUCUGAAGAGAAAGAACUGGAAGGUUCUGGUGGUCUUAGACACAUACAACCAAGAAAUGCUCUCGCAGUGGAAACACUUAGAGAAGAUGCUGACCAAAAGAGUUUGUGUGGCAGUCAAGUUUCUUACCCAUCAGGAGUGGACGUGUCUAACACAAGCGUAAGGUCCUGGAGGGGAGCAGUAAGACCUCAUCGGGUGUUUGUGCCCCACUCUCCCCUUGAUCUGAAAAUUGGGCACAGGGUCCGUGUCAUGUUACCCUCUGGACGGAUCAGCGUGGGUACAUUACGAUACCUGGGCUACGUGCAGAACUCAUCUGACUAUCAUUUGGGUGUAGAACUGGAGUUUGCUGAUAACGGUGAACAUGAUGGCACGUAUGAGGGACAAUGCUACUUUCAGUGUGAAGCUGGACACGGUGCAUUCGUAGCGUUCAGUAAGUUGUUAAUGGCUUGGGAGUAAACACAGGAGCACUUUGACACCCAUCAAGACUUUCGCCAGCAUUUUUCUCCAUGGAUCCACCAUUCACCCGUUUACACUUUAACCUACUAAUAGAUAGAAUAAUAACUACUCGCUGUGAAAUGAGUUACUAUUUUACCUUGAAGGUGAAAGUCAGGGACAUCACAAAAGUAAUGACUAAUAUUCAGCAAAAUGAGUUUGUAUGGCCACGACGUUAUCGUAUGAUGAAAAACAAAGCAAUGUUUUGACAGAACAUCAGUGGUUAGACUUUAAAGGAGAACCGGUCUUGUUACAGGUUUACUAAUAGCCGUCUCUACAUAUUAAAUUGAAACAGGAGGAAGCGUUUGAACUAUAAAAGUGACACAUGUUUAUGUGUUUAGCUGUGAAAGAAAACGAAAACAAUUUUGUAAAUGAAGGGUGAUUCAGUUCAUAUCAGCAGGUGACCUCAUGGGUUAUUACGCCCACAUGGGAUCUGUGCACAUUUACACUUAUUAGUCAGAUUACUGUAAUCAUGUGAAACGUUCAGGGUUAUUCGAUGUUGAAAAAGCUCAAUUAUUCAGUAUAGUUCAUUGUUAUUAGCUGAAAGCCUCAUCAAUAAGAAAGAGUUCACAUACAAGACGCAGAUAGUAUGUGAUGAACUUAUUGCGUUCAACUUCAGAUUCUGAGUAUCACAUGAUGCUGAUAUGUUAUAAUCCUACACAUGAACAUUAAAGCGAUGUUUAAACAUCAUAGAUUAGAAACAUAACAGAUUUCUCAAAGAGAGAUCAUGAUGUUAAAAUGUGCAGACAUUUUUGUUAAUAUGUUAUCAAGGUUAACGCUGUGAGUUAUCUUUGUGUUAAUGUUACACACACGUGUGUAUCGGUGUGUGUUUUUUAUUUUUCUCACUUAGCUUCCUUUAAUAAAAAAGGAAAUUGCAUGUUCCCGUGAAUUAAGUUAAGGAAAUAAAAAAUAAUCACAUGACUUA
Misgurnus anguillicaudatus (oriental weatherfish) is the source of this 2320-nucleotide messenger RNA. RefSeq lists its product as uncharacterized. The record is from RefSeq and is a predicted model, not a curated record. Lineage: Eukaryota; Metazoa; Chordata; Actinopteri; Cypriniformes; Cobitidae.